AAGUCGGAUUUAUUCGAUCGUCUUAAUCAAUGCAGACAACAUCUCUGAUUGCUGGAUAAUAAUCAACAAGUGUCCUAGGUUUUGAAUCAAAGUUCUUUUUUUUCUCUAGUUUUAGUUUCUUGGACUGCUUGCUUUUCAAUUCUCUAUGGUUAAUCAUAAUAUCGCAAUGAAGAGAGGAUUAAGUGAAUCGUCAGAUAACGACGAUGUGUUCGAAGAAUCGAUGAAGGGAAGAGUUAGGCGGAUAAUUGAAAAACGAAGGAGGGACCGAAUAAACACGAGUCUAUCCGAACUUCGUCGCCUGGUUCCGUCAGCAUUUGAGAAGCAAGGUUCGGCAAAGUUGGAAAAAGCAGAAAUUCUUCAGAUGACCGUGGAUCAUUUGAAAUUUCUUCAUGCUAAAGGUCUAGACAGUUCGUUUCACCCGUAUGGUGACAACCCUUACGGAGCCGAUUACAGAAGUAUUGGGUUUAGAGAGUGUGCUUCAGAGGUGGCACGUUACCUUGUGACGGUAGAAUGUAUGGACAUACAAGAUCCACUACGCCUUCGUUUGAUGAGCCACCUCCAGUGCUAUACCGCUCAAAGGGAGCUACAAACGCGCCAACAUUGGAAUACCGUGUCUAACCACCCUCACAACCAUCUCACCCACUCGCAAUAUCAAGUUACACAUCAUCAGUCAACGACAGUCAUUCCGCAGCACGGUGAUCACCAUAUACCUGUCCACACCCCAGCAUCAGAGUCAAACCGACAAAUGGUUCCGAUGAUCACGAGCUCUACCGCCGAUUCGGGACACCAAACUUGCCAUACCAGACUGGCCAUGCCACCAUCUACGACUGCCCUGCCCGUCACCUCAAAUUCCGGGUCCACACACUUUGCAGCAACCAGCGUACCAGGUUCGAUUCCAUCAGUACACACCCAGUACCCGAUUCCAUACAACUCACUGCCAAUGCUCUCGCCUACAGGCUUCAGUCCAACCAGCAACCCAUCCCACGUCGCAACGCAUGCGCCGGUCGUCGCUAAGCCGUACAGGCCCUGGGGGACGGAGAUGGCUUAUUAAAUGGUUUACAAUAAGACGGCAACGUUCCUCUACAAGGACAUGAACAAUGAAAUAAAAUCAGUUUUAAUUAGUAGGUCACGGGAUUAGCAACGGUACCAGAUGAUAAUAUACGCCUGACCUUGCUUCGAAUACAAAUUCGCUUUUAGUGAAAAGUUCCAUCAAGUGGUAGAAUAUAACGGAACAUUACAAUAAUUGGCGCGUGUUUUGUUUUGAUCGUAUACAGAAAAAAAAUCAUGGACACAGCUGUUGAAUAGUUCUCAAAAUCUGACUGACGUCAUAAUUAUUUUGUUACAGACAAACGGCUCAUGGGAUUUACCACAACUUAAACAUUGGUGAUGACGUACCUAAUGAAAUAUGUCAGAUAUUAUUUAUUUAGGGUACGGUAUGCUUUUGUCAUUAGGAAUGAGAUAGGAGUCAUACUGGUGAUAAUAAUAGCGGUUUGGUCACACAAAAUUAGGUUAAUGAGGAAAGUGUGCAUAUCAUGUAUAAAAUAUGAUGCGUUUGUAAAUUUUAAUAGAAAGUGCAUGGUCCGUCAAAAAUACGAAUGUAAAAUAAUGUUGAUUAUGAUUUCUACAGUGAUGAUAUUUUAAUUAGGUAGGCCUAUGCGUAAAAAUUGGCCCCUUGAAAAUUGCUCUAGAAAAAAUGACCAUGUUAAAGUGGCUCCAGUUGGCAUUGUCUAUAGUUAUGUAAAAUGCCCAUUAUUGCUGUAAGAAUGCCCGUCCCCCACCCCCAUUGCUGUGAUUUUUGUAAUAAUAUAAUUAGUUAUUAUGUGCCUUAUACAUUUAAAUUAAAAAUUCUGCAAUUAUUUCCUUACCAUCAUUGUCAUGUUUAUGAUCAAAAUGCUGAUAAUCUAGAUCCCUGCUGUAAGUAAAUGUGUCAAAUAAUGAUUUGACCUAUGCCAAGUGGGGCCAUUUAGUUCCAGUCCCCUUUUUAGAGCCAUUUUCGGAGCCAUUUGUUGCUACAUCACAGUGGAGAGGGAAAGUCUUGAAAGAGUACGCUAGUUUGCUUAAGUUUAAUAUCUGAUCGAGGCCAUAUACUACUCGACAGAGCAGGGCAGGUUAAAGGGACCAAACAAAGUAGAAGUAAUGUAGUAAGGUUUAGGGCUGAUCCGUAACGGGACCAAAGCUGAUAGGCCAUAGAAUGUACUCGACAAACAGAGAAGUUUAAGGGGACCAAACGCAGUGGAAGUUUAGGGCUGAUUAAGGGGACCAAAACUAUCGCUUAUUAAUGUUAAUUAUACACCGCGUUUCAGUAUAUGCAUUAGUUGUACUAAGUACCAUUGAUGUAUAUUGAAAUGGAACAAAGAUAUCACUUUAAUUAACCGAUUAUUAGCGUAAAUGGGGAUGGGGAGUGGGUAGUGAUGAUUAGUACUUAUAAUAGAGACUAUUUUGAUGAGCUACCGGGACAGUCUAAAUUAAAAUGAUUACCUCCAUUAUGAUAAAGGAACAAUAAUAAGUGCAUAUGGUAUUUUGGUUAUGGGUGGGUUGGGUUCGGGGUGGGGGAUCAUUUACCGUAUUUGCUACGUUGUGUGCUAUUGGAUUCCACUGCGAUGGAAUCGGUUUUGGGAAAAUUAUCGGUGCAAUAAUAAUUAGGCAUUCCAUACGAAAAAAAAAUUUAAGCAUCGCAAUGGUAUCAAGGAUAUUGCUAAAUAAAAAAGUAUCUGUUUUAUAAUGGUAUAAUUUUACCGUUCAAUAAAACAUGUUCUUUACUGUGAAUGUUCACAUGUUAAUAAGACUAACAUGUUUGUCUGCUGCGUCGCCGCAUUAGGAGUUUGCAGUUAUAUAGAGGAAAAAUGGUACAGUGGUGUAACUGUAUAAGUGAUAUAAUUAAAAGCAUUAACGAUAAACUAUCAAUCAUCUACUGUAUAGUAGACAGAUUUCGCAAGAUUACGAAAACGAUAACGAAUACGUUAUUAUCGUUAUCGUCAUUCGUGUCUAAAACAUUCUUGACAGUAUGCUGUAUGUAGUGAGCCGAAUGUGAUCCAAGAUUCAUGCAAGGCAUGAAUCGCCUACAGAUAUAUGCUACUGUAGGGAAGGUGUCUAAGAAAUUGAUGACGUAACCGUAUUCGUCAUCGUUUUCUUAAGCUUGCGAAAAAUCCCUAUUAUCAUCAGUGGUGAUAUAAUUUUAUCGAUUUUCUUAUUGUUAUGAACACAAGCCACAGAAAUAAUUAUGAGCUUCCUAACCAACAGUUUUUGCCUUUUCUACUUUUGUAAACGUCAUUUUGUACAGAAUUUAAAUUAUUUUCUAAAAAAGAAAAAGUUAUAAAUGAACGAAUAAUAAACAACGAAUAGAUGUGUUAUUUUGUAUUUCAAUGUACUAUGCAUUGUAUUUAAAAAACAGUUUUACACGAUUUGUUUGGUUUUUUUUCUAAAAAUGUGAUCUUGAUGUAAACAAUAUUUUUGAAUAAGAUGAAUAAAAUU
Messenger RNA from Anneissia japonica, 3471 nucleotides. RefSeq names its product hairy/enhancer-of-split related with YRPW motif protein 1-like. The transcript has 5 exons. The record is from RefSeq and is a predicted model, not a curated record. Gene Ontology annotation, cellular component: nucleus. NCBI's taxonomy places the organism in Eukaryota, Metazoa, Echinodermata, Crinoidea, Comatulida, Comatulidae. Gene Ontology annotation, biological process: regulation of neurogenesis; anterior/posterior pattern specification; regulation of transcription by RNA polymerase II. Bases 146 to 1051 code for a protein of 301 amino acids. Gene Ontology annotation, molecular function: DNA-binding transcription factor activity, RNA polymerase II-specific; RNA polymerase II cis-regulatory region sequence-specific DNA binding; protein dimerization activity.